This is a messenger RNA of Danio aesculapii, 1211 nucleotides long. It is a transcript of the gene ankrd46a, whose product is annotated as ankyrin repeat domain 46a. The transcript has 4 exons. Bases 88 to 774 code for a protein of 228 amino acids. Lineage: Eukaryota; Metazoa; Chordata; Actinopteri; Cypriniformes; Danionidae. The record is from RefSeq and is a predicted model, not a curated record. Gene Ontology annotation, molecular function: protein binding.
UUUACGUCAUUUAAUUCCUAUUUUCCACAACAGAGGCUGGGAAAAAACAGCGGAUUUUAUAAGAUACCGUCGUAGGAGCACUCUGAGAUGUCGUACGUGUUCAUCAACGACUCCCUGCAGGCCACAGUGCCGCUGCUGCAGGCCUGCAUCGACGGGGAUCUGGUUCACACUAAACGCCUCCUGGAGUCUGGGUUCGACCCCAACAUGCGGGACUGCCGUGGACGCACCGGCCUGCAUCUGGCUGCUGCUCGGGGGAAUGUGGAGAUCUGCUCUCUGCUGCAUAAGUUUGGUGCUGAUCUGCUGGCCACCGACUCACAGGGAAAUACGGCUCUGCACAUGUGCGGACAUGUGGACACCAUCCAGUUCCUAGUGUCCAACGGCCUCAAGAUUGACAUCUGUAAUCACAACGGAGCCACUCCUCUGGUUCUGGCCAAGAGACGCGGCGUUAAUAAAGAUGCUCUUCAUCUGUUGGAGGGUCUGGAGGAACAGGAGGUAAAGGGCUUCAACCGCAGCUCACACUCCAGUCUGGAGAAGAUGCACAUGGCUGAGAAUGAAAGUGCCAUGGAGAGCCACUCUCUCCUGAACCCGCACCUGCACCACAGCGACGGCGUGUUGUCCAGCUUCAAAACCACCUGGCAGGAGUUUGUGGAGGAUCUUGGUUUCUGGCGAGUGCUCCUGCUGCUCCUCGUCAUCGCUCUGCUCUCACUCGGCAUCGCUUAUUACGUCAGCGGAGUCUUACCUUUCGCAUCCAAUCAGCUGGAACUUGUACAUUAAACCACCGGCACAUCAGAGAUCAUUAACCCUUGUGUAAUGUUCAAAUUGACUCCCCAUUCGUUAUGCUGGGGGCUGUUUUUGACCCCAUUGACUUCCAUUAUAAUCACAUUAUUUGAUUGCAAAUCUAUGAUAGCAUGUAAUCAUGCGCUCUUAAUUGUUGGUGGUUUUCCUGUUGGGAAGAGGUCAAAUGUGUCAUUUGUACUGUUGAUCAUCAGUUGGCUGCAUUAACCCUUUAGAUAGGCCUAUGCAAAAAAGGUUACUGGCUUUUACAUGGAGUUCUGUGGAGAAAAACAGCAGAUUAUAGUGUGUGUGCAGAAAUACACUUACAGGGGCGUAGCAACCGGGGGGCAGGGGGAUCCGUCCCCCUCACUUUUAGAAACAGACCAUUUAGAAACAGGUGAUUAAUAAUUAUAUGAACGUAUGAUCUCAUACAGCCC